Messenger RNA from Cylas formicarius (sweet potato weevil), 944 nucleotides. It is a transcript of the gene slv, whose product is annotated as sugar transporter SWEET1. Gene Ontology annotation, biological process: carbohydrate transport. Gene Ontology annotation, cellular component: membrane. The record is from RefSeq and is a predicted model, not a curated record. Gene Ontology annotation, molecular function: sugar transmembrane transporter activity. Bases 114 to 800 code for a protein of 228 amino acids. The transcript is spliced from 5 exons. Lineage: Eukaryota; Metazoa; Arthropoda; Insecta; Coleoptera; Brentidae.
UAAACCGAGUUUGAAUUAAAUUUUCUCUCUGGUACGUACUGGUGGCAAAAUUAAAUACAUUAUUACUCAGAGGGAAACGGGUUGGCGAUGGGCGGUAAUGAUUUCAAAUCAAAAUGAAUGAAAUAGAUUAUAAAAGCAUUUUAGCGACGACUGCUUCCUUUUGCACAAUUAUACAAUUUCUAUCUGGCAUUGUAACUUGUCAGAAAAUUGUUAAAAACAAAAGUAGUGGAGAUUUAACUUCAUUUCCAUUUGUGAGUGGGAGCUUGUCAACUUCUUUAUGGCUUAGAUAUGGUUUUCUUAUUCAAGAUAGAUCAAUUAUUUUGGUUAACGCGGUAGGAAUUUUACUAUUUUUCACAUAUGUAACCAUAUUUUUUAUAUACAGCAUUAAGAAGGGUAGCAUUAUUCGUCAGUGCUUAGCAUGUAUGAUUGUGCUAUCAUUAGUCCUACUACAUAUCCAGCAAACUACAGAUAUACAGGAAGCCAAAUCGUUUCUGGGAUUGGUUUGUUGUUUUGUAACAGUUUUAUUUUUUGCUUCUCCCCUUUCUUCUUUGUUAGAAGUUAUUAGACUGAAGACUACUGAAAAUUUACCCUAUCAUCUCAUAUUAAUGACAUUUAUUGUGUCAUUUCAGUGGUUGGUUUAUGGCAUUGUGUUACAUGACAAAUUUAUACAGAUUCCCAAUUUCCUAGGCUGCAUUCUGUCUGGAUCACAGCUUAGUUUAUUUGUAUUGUACCCUAGCCGGCACUCUAAGAGGUUUCUUUUUACAGGUAGUAUCCAUGCGAUGAAAUUUGAUAUUUUAUAACUAAAUCUUUAUUUUAAUAAAAACCAUAAUAAUAUGAAUUUAAAAAACUUUGAAUAAAAAACAACUUCAUAUGUAUAUUUAUACGAUAAUGUAAAUAACAAUUCAAAAUAAAUGUAAUUACAUUAAUAAAGUACCAAUAAGGUU